UCAUGUACAUGGCAGGUGCAGUCUCUCUCUGACUCAUGUGGUUAAACAAGAACUUCAAAACUUUCAUAAGACUUGGGGAUUUGUGGUUUUUAAUAAACACAAAGCAGGAAUAUAGCCAUGUGGUUUCAGAAUCUUUCCCUCACUCUCUUAUCAUUUUAAUGGAGCCCCUUUCUCUCAUCAAUCAUCAUCCAAUUGUUUUUUGUUUGUAUUACUCAGCUGUAUCUCAUUGCUUUCAUUACUCAUUUAAGUACUUCCUUACUCUCAGUCACAAUCUUUGAAAAUAUUUCCUUCUCUCUGUUUUGUACAUCUUCAAAACAACAACAGUAAGCUCAAGAUGCUACAGAUUAUUGGUAAGACCCGGUCAAGAUCAGCAUGCCGCUACCAGAAGCUAAGUCAUCAUUACGAGAAGGCUACCACAAGAGCUAUACGACAUCACGAGGGGAAGAAAAUAGAGGGUAGGUCAAAAGGGUUUAGACUAAACCGACCAAGGAAGCUGGUUCUUAAGGCACUUGUUUUGCCAAGAAGGUUCUUGAGCAUUUACUCACGUAUAACAGAUAAAAUGAACAGAGAAGGUUUCUAUUUCAAUCUUAUUAUCUCUUCUCACUGGGGCUUCCCUAUAUUGUUAGAGAAUAAGCUGAGGUUUUGACGUUUGUGACUUUUGUAUAGACCCAAAAAGAGAUCAAAAAGAGAGGAAUGAUGAAACUGUACCCAAAGGCUACUUAUAAUGUUAAACCAAAUGCUUAUGAUGGUUCGGUCUGUCUUAUUUUUUCCAUGGUUCAGACUUGACAUCAAGUAACUAGCGAGUCCUCUCUACUUUCUUGAGUUGCUUAGCAACAUUUUUGAGAAAAUAUCAAAAGUAUAUGGUUGUGUUGGUUGCUCAAUAAUGAAUCACUCAUACUUGGUCCACAAGCUUUACUUCUUGUCCCGCAAGUUAUCUUUGAUACACUAAUACACAAAUCUUAUAUUAGUAAGCCAGACAGAAAGUGUCUAAAAUUUAAUGUUAAGUGUGUAUUCAACUGAUCAUGGGACUGAACUUAUGUAUAUCUUCAUUUAUACAGAAGUUCAUGUUACGAGCAGCUUCUCAACAGUUCACACUUCAUCGACCAUAAUCUCACUAAGACAUGCCACAGGUCAUGUUGAUUGCAAUGUUUAGUACAUUAUAUGGCAUUUUGUAUGGGAUUAGUCGUUGACAAUACAAGAGAUAGAGUAGUAAGCCCACUUUAAACAUAUUAUUUAGUAUAAUUGCUGGAGAUUAAGCGUGACAGAUAAAGCAUCAAUUAAAGAAGAGAUAAAAGGCAAGAAGAGAGAUAGCAUGAUAAAGGAGAUAACCACUUUACAGAACAUAAAGACUUUACAAAACAGAAUGUGAUGAUUUGUGACAACCACCUUGUGUUUUUAUAUGUGUUAUAAUCAGAAGCAACACAUUUAAAGAUUGAAGCUUGUCUGUAAAGUAAAAAAGUUUUUUUGGGUCACUUUUAAGGGAAUCAAGAAGUAUCAUUAUAAAGCUGUAAAAGGGUAUAGCAUUUUCAAGAAGAAACCAUUUUCAAGAAGAAACCAUAUCUGAGAAGGACAAGGCUAUAUGAGGAGUUUGGUGUAUAGGAAGAUGUGGUGGAUUGUUCAUGGAAGGAAGAACAAGAGGAACUUACACCGCGAUUUUGAGAAUAAGAGUAUAUGUGACUUGGGGAAAGACUUGGAGGAUAUACUAAAGGGGAGACUAGAGACUAUAGAGGAGGAACCUGAAGCGGAAGAGCGAGAGUGGUUAGGAGAAUCUCAUAAGCCAAUGUUGGUUAAGGCUAAGAUGAAAGUGGAGAAGGGAAAAGCAAUAGUAAAGGCAAAAGUGAAGAGUGGUAAAGUGUUUUACAUGUUGUGUGUUAUUGGUUUAGCCUCUAAACGUGGUUUUAAUGAUCUUGUUCUUCACUAAAUCCUAAUUUUUUUUUUCAUCUUCUUGACGAACGUGUAUAUAUAUGUGUGUAUUUUAUCUCUGUUACACUUGUGUAAUAUGUAGUUUUGUGUUCAUUCUUGUGACAUUUACUAAAUGAAAAAAGUUGAAGUGAUGAA
Molecule: messenger RNA, 2058 nt
Organism: Brassica rapa (field mustard)
Lineage: Eukaryota; Viridiplantae; Streptophyta; Magnoliopsida; Brassicales; Brassicaceae
Source: RefSeq, a predicted model, not a curated record